This is a messenger RNA of Psilocybe cubensis, 2379 nucleotides long. RefSeq lists its product as uncharacterized. The record is from RefSeq and is a predicted model, not a curated record. Bases 1 to 2379 code for a protein of 792 amino acids. Gene Ontology annotation, biological process: regulation of DNA-templated transcription. The transcript is spliced from 3 exons. Gene Ontology annotation, molecular function: DNA-binding transcription factor activity, RNA polymerase II-specific; zinc ion binding. NCBI's taxonomy places the organism in Eukaryota, Fungi, Basidiomycota, Agaricomycetes, Agaricales, Agrocybaceae.
AUGGCUUCCACCUCCUCCGCAUCCCUCAAGACCGAUGUUGAACACUGGGAGAACAUGGCUCGUUCCUCCAUCGACGCCGGCGAGAAGAUUUUUGGGUCAAGAAUCGAGGUGCUGUGGACAGAACUGGCCAAGGUGUUCCCCCUCCACACCCGCAAUCCCAAAGCCUAUCGGCUUUUCGACUACAUCGGCCCCAUCAUCAACAAGGCGUGCCGCGACGGUUCUGACAACCAAGGUCGAACUGUACGCGAAUUUGUCGUCGACUUUGCGGAGCUCCGCAAACAAAUGGAGAACUUCGAUAAAUACGCCAGAGAGAGCAAAAAGCGAAAGGAAAAAGAGGGAAAAAGUAAAACCAAGGCCAAUGAGAUGGAGGAGAAGGAACAGGAAAGAGAGCGCGAGAAGGAAAAGAGGAGGCAGGAGAAGGAGGAAAAAGAGAAGAAGGAGAGGGAGGAGAAAGAGAGGGAGGCAAAGCGGGAGAGGGAGAGGGAGAGGGAGAGGGAGGAGAAGGAGAGGGAAAGGCAGCAGAGAGCAAAGGAGGAAAAAGAGAAGCGGCAGAGGGAGAAGGAGGAGAAGGAAAAGCGGCAAAGGGAGAGGGAGGAGAAGGAAAAGCGGCAGAGGGAGAGGGAGGAGAAGGAGAAGAGGGAGAGGGAGAGGGAGAGGGAGAGGGAGAGGGAGAGGGAGGAGAGGGAGAAGAGGCAGAGGGAGAGGGAGGAGAGGGAGAGGGAGAGGGAGGAGAAGGAGAAGAGGGAGAGGCAGAGGGAGAGGGAGGAGAGGGAGAGGGAGAGGGAGAGGGAGAGGGAGGAGAUGAAGACCCACCCAAAAAAACGAAGCAGGACGGAGAAAAAAUCCAAGCCGACCGUAGAUUCCAGUGCGGAAGGCUCCGGAGCCGACACUAUGCGCCCUUCAAAGGUCGACAAGGGCAAAGGCAAAGCCCCGCCUCCAACAGUCAUCUCCUCCGGGAGUGAAAGCGAGCCGCGGGUCCGAAAAUCAGCCCGAAAGACACCUGCAAAGCCGGAGACGUCUGCUCCGCCGAAGGCCAGCAGCAGCAGGAAAAAGCCUGCUUCCAAGUCGAAGUCCACCAUCGGGACGGAUACGGACCGAAGUGAAGAUGAAGGUGAGGGUGAGGGUGAGGGUGAGGAUAGCGAGGAGGAAGGAGGAGAGGACAACGAGGCUCCCCUCAAGAAGGCACGCCGUCGCUCAGAGGCUGAAGACCAGAAGAAAAACCUCGUCACCGUCACUCCUUCCUGCAAGGCCUGCCAAGCAAGGAAGAGGAGAUGCAAGAUGGAAAGGGGGCAAACCAUCGUUGGGUUUGCCACUGAGGGAUCGACUUUGAUCCCUCAGUACUCUCGGGCUUGUGUCUUGUGCCGUCGCAACAAGACCAAGUGCGACUUGUUCCCGGGACGAUCCGUUAAGCCGCCUGGGAUGACUUUGACGACUCCAAUUGUGGAGUACACGGAGAUUUUGCGUGCCGAGAAGACGGCGGGAUCUGAUCUUCCCGGACAAGGGAAGAAGGGGGAACUUCCAGUUCCAAAGGAUGUUGGGGAGUUGCUGGUGCAACUCUACGCCAAGCUGGGUGAGGUGGGUGAGGAGAAUGCUGCUCUCCAUAGCAGCCUUACCUCGCUCCAUGCCAGAGUCACAAGUUUGACUCAGCUUUCUGAGAGGCAGAAAGCUCAAAUGGAGUCAAUGGAGAAGGUGAUGAAGAGUAUGGAGUCGAAGUUAGGUGAAAUGAGGCUAGAGGGCAAACAUGCAUCACCUACUCCCCGGCCUCCUUCUCCUUCCCCGGCCCCUCCCUCCCCGCCUCCUGCUUCCCCAGCCCCUCCCUCCCCAGCCCCUCCCUCUCCGCCUCCUGCUUCCCCACCUCCUGCUUCCCCGGCUCCUCCUCGAUUUUCUUCUCUGGCAUCUUCAAAUUCGCCGUCGUCUCCACCCCUGCCGCCUCCUGAGCCCAUAUCGCCACCACUUCAAAAUCGUGAAGUUGGAUCGUCGGCACCUCCAUCACCACCGGGCCCCAUGUCACCACCGCGUCAAAAUCGCGAAGUUGGAUCAACCGCGGGAUCCAACUUGCCGCCGAGUCCGGGCCAUGAAGAGCCGCCGUCACCCAUGCCCCCAGCGCCAGACCACCUGCCGAAAGAUGUCGAGAUGGACAAGAUCAAUGAGGAUCAUAGAUCCUCUGAUCUGUCAUCCCCUGAGCCAAGCGAUGACGAGGCACCCGCUGAGAAGGUGAAAGGGAAGGCAAAGCAAAAAGGGAAGGAAAAGGUGGACCCCAAGGUGUUCAAUGCGGCGACGAGGACUCGUGCUGGAAGAAGCGGAAAGCGCAAAGCAGCUGAGGAGCCAGAGACGCUACCUUCCCCCAAAAAACCCAGAGGAAGGGCCUCCAAAAAGUAA